UAUUUGUUCUCAGCAAACUUCUAAUAUUCCAAUAUUUAUGAAACAAUUGCGAAUGCAAAGCAAAUAGCUAUCAAUAGCGAAUAAGUUCCCUAUGUUCGAACUGACACGAGUUUCUUGUGAAAAUUUCAGUCUGCUGUAAGAAUCUGUACGUGCAUAUAUAGAUGUGCCAUAGUAAAUUUAUUCACAGUGACAGUGGUAUUAUUUUCAAAACUUGUAUAUGACAGAUUUAUGGAAAUCUUUUAAAGAAAAUUUAAGUUUUGAUGUAAAUAAAUUUAUACAAAAUGGCAUCAAUUAAUACAAUUAGUCGGUCUGUAAAAUAUGGUCUUUAUUUUGCUGCAUCAUGGCCGGGAGCACCAUUUUCGAUUUUACAUAAAUUUUUUUGGACAAUUUUUUUUUGUAUACUUCAUAUUUUUCAAUACAGUUAUUUAAUCAUGAAUUAUAAAUAUGAUGCUCUUACAGAAAUAAUAGAUAAUAUAAGUAUUUGCCUGCCACACAGUUUAGUGUGCAUCAAAUUAUUUACUGCUUGGACGCAAAACACUUUGAUUCGUAAUAUUCUAUUAUCUAUGGAAGAAGAAUGUCAAAAAUAUGCAAUAAUGGAUACAGAUAAUUUAAUAUCGAAGACGGCCUAUUUAUCUUAUCGUUUAACCAGUACUAUAAUAUGUACUUGUGUAGCAUCUACCGUUUUUUAUGCAAUUGGUAUUUUUUCGCAUCAAGAAGUUAAUGUAACUAAAUCUCGAGAAUUAUUAUUAAAAAUGAAUUUACCUUUUGAUACUAACAAAUCGCCCAUUUACGAGUUUGUAAUAAUUAUACAAUAUUUUUAUCAAGUAUCGGCAGCUUUUGUGUUUGGUGUAUUUGCCGCGUUUCUUUUGAUGAUUGUACUUCAUGUAGGUUGUCAAAUCGAUAUUAUGUGUCAAACGUUAAUGAAAACUACGCAUAGAGAUCAAAAAAAAUUAAAAUUCUUUAUUAAAAGGCAUCAAGAAAUUAUCUUAUUGGCAGAUAAAAUUGAAAAGUUUUUUACUUAUAUAGCACUUAGUCAACUUGUAUCAAAUACUCUAAUUACUUGUUGUUUGGGUUAUCUUAUAGUAAUUACAUUACAUCUUGGUAAUAAUAUAAUAUUAAUAAAAUAUAUAAUGUUUUAUGUUGCUGUUUGUUCAGAAGCAUUUAUAUAUUGCUUCGCUGGAGAAUAUCUGAGUAUCAAGAGUAAAUUGAUUGCCGAUACAGCAUAUGAAUUUCUUUGGUACAACAUGAAUCCAAAUGAAAGCCGACUUUUAAUACCCAUAAUAUUGAGAGCCCAAAGAGGAUUCACUUUUACUUUUGGAAAAUUUGCAACUCUCUCCAUGGAAAGUUUUACAGCUAUCAUGAAAGCAUCAGGAUCGUAUAUGUCUGUAUUACUUGCAAUGACUUAAAAAAUAUAUUUGCGAAUAUUGUAAUGUAGUUUUUCUUAAUUUAAAUGUAUUUAUAUUUAAUUUGAAUUAAAUAAAUUAAUAA
Messenger RNA from Apis cerana (Asiatic honeybee), 1488 nucleotides. RefSeq names its product odorant receptor 13a-like. Lineage: Eukaryota; Metazoa; Arthropoda; Insecta; Hymenoptera; Apidae. Gene Ontology annotation, biological process: sensory perception of smell; detection of chemical stimulus involved in sensory perception of smell. Gene Ontology annotation, molecular function: odorant binding; olfactory receptor activity. The record is from RefSeq and is a predicted model, not a curated record. Gene Ontology annotation, cellular component: plasma membrane.